GGUUGCCAAGCCGGGAGCCGAAUGGGCGCGCCGCACCGGGGGAGAGGCCCACGGCCGUGGUCCCGCCUUUGCCUGCCCGCCCCUCCCCGGACCGCUACUUAAGUGGCUCCGGCGGCGCCCCCCUUCCUCAGUGUGUUACUUACCUCGACUCUUAGCUUGUCGGGGACGGUAACCGAGACCCGGUGUCUGCUCCUGUCUCGAGCGCCUGCUAACCCAGAGCCACCAUGCGUGAGUGCAUCUCCAUCCACGUAGGUCAGGCUGGCGUCCAGAUCGGCAACGCCUGCUGGGAGCUCUACUGCCUGGAACACGGCAUCCAGCCCGAUGGCCAAAUGCCAAGUGACAAGACCAUUGGGGGAGGAGAUGACUCCUUCAACACCUUCUUCAGUGAGACGGGGGCGGGCAAACAUGUGCCCAGGGCAGUGUUUGUCGACCUGGAACCUACCGUCAUUGAUGAAGUUCGCACUGGCACCUACCGCCAGCUCUUCCACCCUGAACAGCUCAUCACAGGCAAGGAAGAUGCUGCCAAUAACUAUGCCCGGGGGCACUACACCAUUGGCAAGGAGAUCAUCGACCUCGUCUUGGACCGAAUUCGGAAGCUGGCGGACCAGUGCACAGGCCUUCAGGGCUUCUUGGUUUUCCACAGCUUUGGUGGGGGAACUGGUUCUGGGUUCACCUCCCUGCUGAUGGAACGUCUCUCUGUCGAUUAUGGCAAGAAGUCCAAGCUGGAGUUCUCCAUUUACCCAGCCCCCCAGGUUUCCACAGCUGUAGUUGAGCCCUACAACUCCAUCCUCACCACCCACACCACCCUGGAGCACUCUGAUUGUGCCUUCAUGGUAGACAAUGAGGCCAUCUAUGACAUCUGUCGUAGAAACCUGGAUAUUGAGCGCCCCACCUACACUAACCUGAACCGCCUUAUUAGCCAGAUUGUGUCCUCCAUCACUGCCUCCCUCAGAUUUGAUGGAGCCCUGAAUGUUGAUCUGACAGAAUUCCAGACCAACCUGGUGCCCUAUCCCCGCAUCCACUUCCCUCUGGCCACUUACGCCCCAGUCAUCUCUGCUGAGAAAGCCUACCACGAACAGCUUUCUGUAGCAGAGAUCACCAAUGCUUGCUUUGAGCCAGCCAACCAGAUGGUGAAAUGCGACCCUCGCCAUGGUAAAUACAUGGCUUGCUGCCUGUUGUACCGUGGUGAUGUGGUUCCCAAAGAUGUCAAUGCUGCCAUUGCCACCAUCAAGACCAAGCGCAGCAUCCAGUUUGUGGACUGGUGCCCCACUGGCUUCAAAGUUGGCAUUAAUUACCAGCCUCCCACUGUGGUGCCUGGUGGGGACCUGGCCAAAGUACAGCGAGCUGUGUGCAUGCUGAGCAACACCACAGCCAUUGCUGAGGCCUGGGCUCGCCUGGACCACAAGUUUGACCUGAUGUAUGCCAAGCGUGCCUUUGUUCACUGGUACGUGGGUGAGGGCAUGGAGGAAGGGGAGUUUUCUGAGGCCCGGGAGGACAUGGCUGCCCUCGAGAAGGAUUAUGAGGAGGUUGGUGUGGAUUCUGUUGAAGGAGAGGGUGAGGAAGAAGGAGAGGAAUACUAAUUACCAUUCCUUUCACCCCUGCAGCAUGUUAUCACUCAGAACUUCAGCUUCAGCAUUAACUGACAGGUGUUAUUCUGAUUAGAUUGUCUUCCCCUUUAAAUGUGAUCAUGUCUUUUCCAUGUGUAUCUGUAAAAGAGUUCCAUCAUGUGUCAAAGUAAAGGCUUUAAGCAAGAAA
Manis pentadactyla (Chinese pangolin) is the source of this 1755-nucleotide messenger RNA. Its product is annotated as tubulin alpha-1B chain. The transcript is spliced from 4 exons. The record is from RefSeq and is a predicted model, not a curated record. Gene Ontology annotation, biological process: microtubule cytoskeleton organization; mitotic cell cycle. NCBI's taxonomy places the organism in Eukaryota, Metazoa, Chordata, Mammalia, Pholidota, Manidae. Gene Ontology annotation, molecular function: GTP binding; structural constituent of cytoskeleton. Gene Ontology annotation, cellular component: cytoplasm; microtubule. The coding region runs from base 225 to 1580 and encodes 451 amino acids.